Molecule: messenger RNA, 768 nt
Organism: Gigantopelta aegis
Lineage: Eukaryota; Metazoa; Mollusca; Gastropoda; Neomphalida; Peltospiridae
Exons: 2
Coding region: 1-768 (255 amino acids)
Molecular function (GO): protein binding
Source: RefSeq, a predicted model, not a curated record
AUGACACGCAUGACCUUGAAAGAUAACAGGACACGUAUUGAAACCGUCUCGACAUCUCCAGUACGAAAAUGUACAAGAAAGGUCAAAAGAAAUAAUACAGUUCCUAAAACACUAGAUCUGCGAGGCUUUGGUGUCCCCACUGACGUUGUGAUCAUCGUCGAAGGUCACAGACUGUAUCUUAACAAAGGAAUUUUGUCAUCUGUAUCGCCGGUCUUUGACAAAAUGUUUCAUGCAGAUUUUAAAGAAAAGUCCCAGGAUGAAAUUUCGCUUCCGGGUAAAAAGUGCGAGGAUUUUAUUUCCUUUCUGUCAUGUAUAUAUCCCAGUAUGAUGGAAAGAGUAAAUAAGGACAAUCUUGAAAGGAUCCUACCUCUGGCAGACGAAUACCAGGUGGAACAGUUGAUGAAGAGAUGUGACGAGUUCUGUGUGACAUGGUUAACAGGAACUUACUUUGGCGGUGGUUUCUUCAAUUCUUUAAACAGGUUUUCGAAGUCAAAACAUUAUUCUAAUCAUUCACAUGUGGUGCAUAUGCUUGUUUUGUCUGAAAAAUAUAACUUAAAAGGAACAUGGCAAACAGCAUUUGCUUUGGCGACGAAAAUGAUUUUUUCAAAGUUGCAAAUGGAAAAAGAGUUUGGUGAAAUUUCAAGCCAGACUAUAAUGCAACUGAUGAGGAGACGGAUUGUUACACUUGAGACAGCAGAGUUAGAGCUUCUGGAGCAGGUGCCAUACUAUAAAGGUGCUACUGAUUUUCGUGAGGUACUCGGCGAAUAG